Messenger RNA from Talaromyces marneffei, 2697 nucleotides. RefSeq lists its product as uncharacterized. The coding region runs from base 1 to 2697 and encodes 898 amino acids. The record is from RefSeq and is a predicted model, not a curated record. Gene Ontology annotation, molecular function: zinc ion binding; metalloendopeptidase activity; ATP hydrolysis activity. Gene Ontology annotation, biological process: mitochondrial protein processing; protein-containing complex assembly. The transcript has 2 exons. NCBI's taxonomy places the organism in Eukaryota, Fungi, Ascomycota, Eurotiomycetes, Eurotiales, Trichocomaceae. Gene Ontology annotation, cellular component: m-AAA complex; membrane.
AUGGCUAGUAUUUUACGACGGCCUGCACAUAUCGCAAGGUAUUCCAGAAGCGCCGCAGAGCUAUUCACGACUUCGAAAUCGAUAUAUCCGCAUCACACACGGCCGCAACUAUGGUCAUUAAUAACCGCUCGACAGGCACGAUCGUAUGCCUCCAUUAAUCCGGGGGACCCGAAACGACCGGACGACAAGAAUAAGAACAAGAAGGUUCAGAAGAGCAAGGAUGAGGAGUUGGCGGAAUUCUUUGCGUCGCUCAAGAAGAAUGGACCUGAAGCCAAGAAGUCGUUCAACAGUGCAGCCGACGAGAAGGAAUUCUUGGAACAAUCCGUCCAGUUCAUCAACAAGUUGAUUUCCGAGAGCGGGUUGCCACAACGAGAGUCGGAGCUUCUUCGCCUUGUUCAGACCUUGUUGACUGAGGCCAAGUAUAUGCCGCCUGAGAUGGAGGAGUUUUUCAGAAAACAUGUGGAUCAGAAACAACCCAUGACAUUGGAGGAUUGGGAUAAGUUCUCGAAGUUUUGGCUACAGCAUAUCGGCGAGGAGAACGUACGCGCUGCCCAAUUUGCAAAGCUCUCUCCCGACGAAGUUAAGGCUUUGUUUAAGAAGAUUUCAGAGGAGAAACCCGAGGGAGGAUUUACAUGGGGCUCCCAGGAGCAGAAAAAGACCAACGGCCAGCCGGGUCAAAAGCCAAAAGAUGGCAAAGAUCCAAAGGGGCCUAAGGUACUUGAGUUCAAAUUCGAUCCUAGCAGCUUCAUUGUGACUUCCAUUCUUUCAUAUAUGUUAUAUACGACCUUCUUCCCCGGCGAAACUAGCAGGGAUAUUACAUGGCAGGAGUUCCGGUCGAACUUCUUCGACAAGGGCCUUGUGGAGAAAUUGACUGUCCUUAACCGUUCUCGUGUGCGAGUUGACUUGAACCGAGAAGCAGUUGCAGGUGAGAUGCCGGAUUCGCAGGCUGCGCAGCGCAACUUCCACUACUACUUCAACAUCGGCUCGGUUGAUUCCUUUGAGCGCAAGUUGGAAGAAGCUCACAACGAAUUGGGUAUUCCUACCUCGCAGCGUGUCCCAGUGGCCUAUGUCGAGGAAGUGCCAUGGCUGGCUACAGCUUUGUCCUUUGGACCUACUCUUUUGUUGAUCGGAUCGGUUUUCUACUUCUCGAGGAGAGCUGGUGGGGGUGCCGGUGGUCAGAGCAGCAUUUUCGGCAUUGGGAAGAGUCGAGCAAGACGUUUCAAUCACGAGACAGACGUCAAGAUUAAGUUUGCUGAUGUGGCAGGUAUGGACGAGGCCAAAAUGGAGAUUAUGGAGUUUGUUAGCUUCUUGAAGGAAGCAGAGAAAUUCCAGAGACUUGGAGCAAAGAUUCCUCGUGGUGCCAUUCUGUCCGGACCUCCCGGUACUGGUAAGACAUUGCUCGCCAAGGCCACCGCUGGUGAGUCCGGCGUACCUUUCUUUAGUGUCAGUGGAUCCGAGUUCGUCGAGAUGUUUGUCGGUGUUGGUCCCUCUCGUGUGCGCGACUUGUUCGCCAAUGCUCGAAAGAACACGCCUUGCAUUAUCUUCAUUGAUGAAAUCGAUGCUAUCGGUAAAUCACGAUCCAAGCAGAACUUUGGUGGCGGCAACGACGAGCGCGAGAGUACACUCAAUCAGAUUCUGACCGAGAUGGAUGGUUUCAAUACUUCCGAGCAAGUUGUCGUUUUGGCUGGUACCAACAGACCCGAUGUCCUUGAUAAGGCUUUGAUGCGUCCUGGACGUUUCGAUCGACAUAUCACUAUUGACCGACCAACAAUGAAGGGCAGAGAGCAGAUUUUCCGUGUGCAUUUGAAGAAGAUUCUUACAAAGGAGGAUAUGGAUUAUCUUUGUGGACGUCUCGCUGCUUUGACUCCCGGAUUCGCUGGUGCUGAUAUUGCCAACUGUGUCAAUGAGGCUGCUUUGGUUGCUGCCCGUGAACAGGCCGAUAGUGUCAAGAUGAAGCAUUUCGAACAGGCCAUUGAGCGUGUUAUUGGAGGUUUGGAGAAGAAGUCUCUUGUCCUCUCUCCAGAGGAGAAACGAACAGUAGCCUACCAUGAAGCCGGCCACGCCAUCUGCGGCUGGUACCUCAAAUGGGCCGACCCUCUCCUCAAGGUUUCCAUCAUCCCCAGAGGACAAGGAGCUCUCGGCUACGCCCAAUACCUUCCAUCCAGCGAAAAUUACUUGAUGACCGUCAACCAACUCAUGGACCGCAUGGCCAUGACCCUCGGCGGCCGUGUCAGCGAAGAACUCCAUUUCGACACAGUCACCAGCGGUGCAUCCGACGACUUCAACAAAGUAACCCGCAUGGCCAGCGCCAUGGUUACCAAAUUCGGCAUGUCCAAGGCCAUCGGCCCCCUUCAUUUCGAGGAAGACCAACAACAACUCCACAAACCCUUUUCUGAGGAAACAGCGCGAAACAUCGACCUCGAGAUCCGCCGUAUAGUCGAUGAAGCCUAUAAACGAUGCCAAGAUCUGCUAACGGAAAAGAAGAAGGAAGUCGGCCUUGUGGCGGAAGAGCUGUUGUCCAAGGAAGUCCUGUCUCGUGAUGAUAUGGUUCGUCUGUUGGGUCCGCGACCGUUCCCGGAUACUGGGGAGUUUACAAAGUAUUUCGGUGGAGGUACUAUCGCACCACCUGAGCCUCCAGCAUCUGAUGAAAGUACGAUGGGUAAAGAUGGUCGUGAUCAAAGCCCUCUUCCUACCUAA